Molecule: messenger RNA, 635 nt
Organism: Polyodon spathula (Mississippi paddlefish)
Lineage: Eukaryota; Metazoa; Chordata; Actinopteri; Acipenseriformes; Polyodontidae
Product: integumentary mucin C.1-like
Exons: 2
Coding region: 10-465 (151 amino acids)
Source: RefSeq, a predicted model, not a curated record
AUAAAACAGAUGCCAGGUUGCAUACUUGACAUUCGCUCAGAAACAAAAGCGUCACCUCCCAGAAAAAUGAAGAGGCUCAUCCUUGCUCUCUGUGCCCUUGCUCUGGUGGCGCUGCCCAGCGAGGUCACAUCAACGACAACAAGCUCCUCCCCAACUACUACAACAACCUCGUCAACAACCAAUAAGACAACAACCACCCUGGAAACAAGCUCCUCCCCAACUACUACGACACCCUCGUCAACAACCAAUAAGGAAACAACCACCCAGGAAACAAGCUCCUCCCCAACUACUACGACACCCUCGUCAACCACCUCCAACACCACUCAAGACUUCAAACCCACCCCCUCUAACACUACAGAUCCCUCCAUGACCACCACCACUGCCGCCAGUCCAGCCAUGACCUCUUCACUCAGCCUUUUCCUGGCAUCCCUGGUGUCCAUUUUCUCCAUCCUUCUGCUACACUGAGAACCAGCCUUGAAGAGCCACAGGGAUUCUAAUACCUUAGCAAUCAAAACUGUGGUGGUAUUUGAGAACAGCUGAGAGUGAACGUAUCAAGAUAUAAGGAAAAUAAAACAAGUACUUACAAAUUAUUUCUCAACAAAUUCCCCCCCCCCCCCAAAGUGUUUAAUAAAUCU